Aspergillus pseudoviridinutans is the source of this 1230-nucleotide messenger RNA. Its product is annotated as cysteine protease ATG4. The record is from RefSeq and is a predicted model, not a curated record. The transcript has 5 exons. Lineage: Eukaryota; Fungi; Ascomycota; Eurotiomycetes; Eurotiales; Aspergillaceae. The coding region runs from base 1 to 1230 and encodes 409 amino acids. Gene Ontology annotation, molecular function: protein-phosphatidylethanolamide deconjugating activity.
AUGAAUGGGGUAGACAUGGAACGCUGCAAGCGAAUUAUACAGUAUAUCUGGGACCCUGCACCCAGGAACGACCAGCCAGAACUCCCCAUCUGGUGUAUGGGAACCAAAUAUACAACGGAUGGUAUGGACAGAGACAAUAGGCACACCGCAUCGCACAAAUCAAUGCGACUGGCAAACGAAGAAGGACCAAGCCAGGUGGUCCCAAAGGCUACAACGACGAGCCAGUUAGACGAACAUGGCUGGCCUGAACCGUUCCUUCUCGACUUCGAAUCAAGGAUCUGGAUUACCUACAGGUCGAACUUUCCCCCAAUACCGAAGCCUAUCCAACAGGAUGCGUACUCCGCAAUGACAUUGAGCGUGCGACUGAGAAGCCAGCUCGUUGACCAACACGGAUUUACAUCCGACACAGGAUGGGGCUGCAUGAUAAGGUCAGGGCAGAGCCUUCUGGCGAACGCAAUGUCCAUAUUGUUAUUUGGCCGAGGUUGGCGUCGAGGAAUCAACACUGAUCAGGAAGCUCAGCUAUUGUCACAGUUUGCAGAUCACCCGGAUGCACCUUUCUCAAUACAUCGAUUUGUCCAGCAUGGUGCCGAGUCCUGUAACAAACAUCCCGGGGAAUGGUUUGGGCCCUCCGCGACCGCCAGAUGCAUACAGGCGCUUGUGUCUCAACAUAGAAGCCUCAACAUUGGUGUCUACAUGACUGAUGAUACAGCAGAUGUGCAUGAAGAUAAAUUUCUGGAUGCUGCCCACGACGAGAGAGGGUCCUUCAGGCCAACACUGAUAUUAAUUGGGACGCGACUGGGAAUCGAUCGUAUUACACCCGUGUAUUGGGACGCGGUAAAGACCACACUGCAACUCCCACAAUCGGUAGGAAUAGCAGGUGGACGCCCAUCAGCAUCACAUUACUUCGUCGGUGUUCAAGGCUCACACCUAUUUUACCUUGACCCUCAUCAAACCCGCCCAGCGUUGCCACAGCGCAAUAUCGAUGAACCAUACACCGAUGAAGAGAUAGAAACCUAUCAUACUCGACGCCUCAGGAGAAUCCACAUUCGAGACAUGGAUCCGAGCAUGCUUAUCGGCUUCAUUAUAAAAGACAAAGAAGACUGGACACACUGGAAGAGCGGUGUAUCUGUUCAGGGGAAACCUAUCGUACAUGUGCUCAGCGAAUCAGACACUGCUGUCUUUCAGGGCCGUGAAGGGGCGAUCGAUGAGGUAGAGGCCUUGGACGAUUGA